Molecule: messenger RNA, 1956 nt
Organism: Carlito syrichta (Philippine tarsier)
Lineage: Eukaryota; Metazoa; Chordata; Mammalia; Primates; Tarsiidae
Product: sialic acid-binding Ig-like lectin 13
Exons: 9
Biological process (GO): cell adhesion
Cellular component (GO): plasma membrane
Molecular function (GO): sialic acid binding
Source: RefSeq, a predicted model, not a curated record
AAUGGCUGGACUGACUCUGACCCAGCUUAUGGCUACUGGUUCCGGGAAGGGGCCAAUGUAUACUUUGACGCUCCAGUGUCCACAAACAACCUAUCUCGAGAAGUGCAGGAGGAGACCCAGGGCCGAUUCCGCCUCGCUGGGGACCCUCAGGUCAACAACUGCUCCCUGAGCAUCAGAGAUGCCAGGAGGACGGAUGAGGGGACAUACUUCUUUCGGGUGGAGAGAGGAAAUGUAAAAUGGUCCUACAGCCCAUAUAAGAAUUACAAACCUGACCAGCUCUCUCUGCACGUGACAGCCCUGACUCCCAAUAUCCUCAUCCCGGGGACCCUGGAAUCCGGCCACCCCAGGAACCUGACCUGCUCUGUGCCCUGGGCCUGUGAUCAUCGGACACCCCCCGUGAUCUCCUGGUUGGGGGCCUCUGUGUCUCCUCUGGGCCCCACCAGCUCUGCCUCCUUGGUGCUCACCCUCAUUCCGCAGCCCCAGCAUCAUGGCACCAGACUCACCUGUCAGGUGACGAUCCCUGGGGCCAAUGUGAUGACAACAAGGACCGUCCAUCUCAAUGUGUCCUGUGAGAACUGGCUUCCUGUGGGGCCUCUCAUGAGUCUUGAGCUCUUAGUUCCUGAAAGAAGGACCCUGAGGAACAGACUUUCACGGGCAGCCCUGGCACCUCCCGCCCCAGACAUGCUGCUGCUGCUGCCGCCUCUGCUCUGGGGGAUGGAGGGAGUGCAGGGGCAGGGACAGAGACCAUUUGGAGAUGGUUACAAGUUGAAAGUGAAGUCAGUGAUGGUGCAGGAGGGCCUGUGUGUCUCUGUGCCCUGCUCUUUCUCCUACCCCCAGGGCGACUGGACUGACUCUGACCCAGUUUAUGGCUACUGGUUCCGGGGAGGGGCUGAUACAGACAGGGAUGCUCCAGUGACCACAAACAACCCAGCUCAAAAAGUGCAGGAGGAGACCCAGGGUCGAUUCCACCUCCUUGGGGACCCACAGUACAACAACUGCUCUCUGAGCAUUAGAGAUGUCAGGAUGAUGGACCAGGGGAUAUAUUUCUUUCGGUUGGAGAGAGGAAUGGUAAUAUGGAACUACAGGCCAAAUAUGGAUUACAAGGUUAACCAGCUCUCUCUGCAUGUGCCAGCCCUGACUCCCGACAUCAUCCCGGGGACCCUGGAGUCUGGCCGCCCUGGGAACCUGACUUGCUCUGUGCCCUGGACCUGUGAUCAGGGGAAACCCCCCAUGAUCUCCUGGAUGGGGGCCUCCGUAUCCUCUCUGGACCCCACCAGCUCUGCUUCCUUGGUGCUUACCCUCAUCCCACAGCCACAGGACCACGGCACCAGCCUCACCUGUCAGGUGACCUUGCCUGGGGCCAAUGUAACUACGACAAGGACCAUCCAUCUCAAUGUGUCCUAUGCUCCUCAGAACUUGACUGUGACUGUCUUCCGAGGAGAUGACACAGCAGCUACAGACCUGAGAAAUGGCUCAUUUCUCUCAGUCCUGGAGGGUCAGUCUCUGCGCCUGGUCUGUGCUACCGACAGCAAUCCCCCUGCCAGGCUGAGUUGGAACCGGAAGAGCUUGACACUGAGCCCAUCUCAGCCCUCGAGCCCUGGGGUGCUGGAGCUGCCCCAAGUGCACCUUGUGGAUGAGGAAGAAUUCACUUGCCGAGCUCAGAACCCUCUGGGCUCUCAACAUGUCUCCCUGAGCCUCUCCAGGCAGAAGAAAUCAGGGCCCCUGGCAGAGGUGGCUCUGGUGGCCCUCGGGGAGGUGGCUGUGAAGAUUCUGUUUCUCUGCCUCUGCCUUAUCUUCCUCACGGUGAAGUGCCACAGGAGGAAGGAGACAUGGGCAGCCACGGGCAUGGAGGAUGGAAAUACUGCAAGGAUUAAUCUCUCAGGUCCUCCCCUGUCUGAACAGCCAUGUUUCCCUCCAUUGCUGGAGAGUGAGGUGCCAACACCCCACCUGGACUGA